CGUAGGGACGGAGGGACGUCAUAGCAGUUUCGAGACAGAUGUUUUUGACACGGAUCGAAUAUCUUGGCGAUGAUGUAAUCGAGUGUAAUUUUAUCCCAGGAUCCGUGAGAGCCGCUAAUAAAAAGUAGUAAAGGUUUAGAGCUUAGAGAAAAAGAAACAAAGGAAAAAUGGAUCAUCAGGUGUUCAGAAUACACAAUCACGACGACUUCGUUAAUAUAACCAAAGGAAUAAAGGUUGCGCAAUGUAUGCAGUUGAAAUCAGCCUCUGCCUUAGGCGUGGAAAAAGUACUCUGCCAGUUGGAGGAACUUGUUGUUUCGGACUCGCUGAGCUGCUCCUUUUGCAAUACAGUUUUUGAGGACAAAGCCCAGCAGAGGCUUCAUUACAAGCUAGACUGGCAUCGUUACAAUCUCAAACAGCGGCUGGGUGGUUUAAAGUCCAUCAGUGAAGGAAACUUCAGCUUAAUGGCUGACAAGGACGAUGUGUCAAGCAUUUCGGGGAGUGAAUCUGAGUCUGAAAAUGACGACGAGACUGGGACCUCUGAGACUGGAAGUUCACGCACCGACUCCAAAGCGGGAAAUAGUAAAACAACAAGUAGCAGCAUACUCAUACCCGUGGACGACAAGAACCGGAAAGAGGAAGGAAAGAGAAAAAUAGCUGAAUCCGUUUCCGAUAGUUCGGACACUGAGUUGGAUGAGGAUGCUUUGCAGAAGAAGCGAGCACAGGAGCUUCUCCUCGUCGCGAGUCGUCACUCUAAAGUAUUUUUUGAAAAUGACGACGGAAAUAUAUUCAGCAUAUAUCGAUGCCUGCUUCAUAGUAAGAAGGAAAUUCCGGAGCUAGACAUAGAGAUGGUUGCACAGGCGCUUGAGAGUGGGAAAAAUACUACAUGGACUGUCAUUAUGCUGGGAGGUGGCCACUUUGCGGCUGCAGUAUUUCAGAAUGGCAUACCUGUAGUUCACAAAACAUAUCAUUGCUACACCGUGCGUGCCAAGCAAGGCGGCUCUCAAAGCUCAAGAGACAACAGAAGUGCAGGAACGCAUCCAAAGAGUGCAGGAGCUAGUUUGCGGCGAUAUAAUGAGGCUGCACUUAUUCAACACAUUCAAGAGAUAUUGGAAUCGUGGACAACACACCUUGUUAGUUCCUCGUUGAUUUUGUACAGAGCAGUUGGACCUCAAAAUCGCACCGUUUUAUUCGGCGGUAAAAAUCCUCCGCUUGAUAAAAACGAUCCAAGACUAAGGCCGCUGCCUUUUCCUACUAGGCGUGCGACAUUCAACGAAGUUAAAAGAGUGUAUGAUAUUCUGAGCAGUCUGGAGGUGUACGGCUCGGCUACGGAGUUUACAGAUUCGUUUCCCAUUUCACCAAAACAACCGAUUCGGAAAAAGGUAUCAAAGGUCGACAUUCUUGAUGGAAUACCGGAAAGUACGCCCACCUCAGAAAUCAUCCCUCCUUCUACCAAUGGUGCUGUCGAUAACGAAAAAUCGAAGAGAAUGUCGCAAACGUCAUUGGAACGACAAUAUCGCAGUCUUAAGUCUCACAUAGAUAGAGCAAAACCUCGGAAAAGCCCUCGGCGUCCGUUGCCUGACAUCGUAGCGCGAUUAGCUCAGUCCUCUUCCGAGUCAGAAUCUGACGAUGAUAGUGGUCCGGCAAAUGAAGUUCCGUUGAUUGAACAAAGCCUUGAGAUGGAUUUCAACGAGCAUCUCCAAGCCUUCCAAGACACAGUGCCGCGAUACAUUAAGGCUAAAAAAGGACGCCGGCAAAAGAGGAAGUCCAAAAAAGAGAAAAAUGACGAACCGUCACCAAAUGCAAGCCUGUAUAAUUUGAAACAGAAAUUAUGGACCGCUUGUAAAUUGGGAGACAUAGAGCUGCUCUCGUCUGCUCUGGAAUCAGCAUUGAGUGAGAUUCAAAGGUGUCAGGGUUUAGAAGAACAGUUAGCAAAUGGUCAGGAGAUAAACGAGGAUCCUACUAAUUUCAUGAAAAUGGACAACGUUGUGAAGCUCGUUAACGAAUCUAACGAAGAAGGCAAUACCCCCUUACAUCUCGCAGCUAAUGGUGGAUAUCUUAAAGUCGUAUGGAGUUUACUGGAAAUUGGUUCAGACCCGUGUAAUAAGAAUAAAAAAUUUCAAACUCCCUACACAGCAACAGUUGAUAAAGAGACAAGAAAUACGUUCAGAAGAUUUAUGGCCGCUAAUCCCAAUAAAUUUGAUUAUACCAAGUCCCAAAUACCUGGCCCGCUGACCGAUGAAAUGGAACUAGAAUUAGCUGAAAAGAAGAAGUUACUGAAGAAAGCUAAACGAGAAAAGGAGAAAAUAAAGAAAAAGGAAUUGGACAAUCAGAGGCAAGAAGAAGCGCUCAAAAAGCGGUUUCUCAAUCUCAGUGACAGAGAAAAGAGAGCGUUGGCUGCCGAACGUCGUAUCAUGCAACAGGGAGGGAUGAUAUUUUCUCGAUGCUUUGAGUGCGGUACUGACAUGACCAAUCAAAUACCUUUUGAGUAUAAUGCCAACCGCUUCUGCUCUAUGGUUUGCCUGAAAAGUCAUCGUGGCGUGAAGCAGAACUAGCAAAAUUUUAAUGCAUAAUAUCUACAGAUUAAUUAGUUUCUCAAAAAGGAUUUAGGUACGUGUUUUAUUUUUACUUACUUUUUAUUUGGACUCAUUGUUUUAAAACAAGUUCAUAUCUCGAUAAUUACGUGAACAGACACAGGUGACAGAACUUGAUACAUCCUAAAUAUUAAAUGUACCCUAAAAAUCUGUCUGGUUUAUAAUGUGCCUGUGCCUUGUAUUCGCAUUACGCAUACAAUUUUAUCAAAUAAAAUUUUAGAAAGC
Messenger RNA from Neodiprion virginianus, 2816 nucleotides. RefSeq names its product ankyrin repeat and zinc finger domain-containing protein 1-like. The record is from RefSeq and is a predicted model, not a curated record. The transcript is spliced from 13 exons. The coding region runs from base 168 to 2552 and encodes 794 amino acids. Gene Ontology annotation, molecular function: protein binding. Lineage: Eukaryota; Metazoa; Arthropoda; Insecta; Hymenoptera; Diprionidae.